GUUCGCGCCCACAUCGAGGACGGGCGGAUCAUCAGCGGCCAGCUCUGGUGUUUUGACCAGCUGAGGAAUCUCAUCCUCCUGAGUGGCUUCGAGACACGCACGGACCAGGAUGGGCAGCAGCAGCAUCGGUCGUUGGGUCCACUUGUCAUGGUGCCUGGCAAGUACAUCCUGAAGCUGGAGGCAACAAAGGCAGCGUCUGAGGCGGCCGCCGCAGCUGCCGAAGCUGAGCAAGGAAAGGAGCUGCCAGAAGCGAACUGA
Symbiodinium pilosum is the source of this 258-nucleotide messenger RNA. Lineage: Eukaryota; Dinophyceae; Suessiales; Symbiodiniaceae. The record is from the annotation of a GenBank genome assembly.